This is a messenger RNA of Amaranthus tricolor (Joseph's coat), 2582 nucleotides long. RefSeq names its product protein LYK5-like. Gene Ontology annotation, biological process: protein phosphorylation. The transcript has a single exon. The coding region runs from base 278 to 2344 and encodes 688 amino acids. Gene Ontology annotation, molecular function: ATP binding; protein kinase activity. NCBI's taxonomy places the organism in Eukaryota, Viridiplantae, Streptophyta, Magnoliopsida, Caryophyllales, Amaranthaceae. The record is from RefSeq and is a predicted model, not a curated record.
AGUAAUAAUUAAAAUAAGGUAUUGACAUGAAAAAAAAAUCCCUAAAAUUAUGGGCAACAUGAGAGAAGCUAGUAGGGUAGAAGUACUAAAAAAGCCAAAAAGUCUUCUUUAAUGCUAUUUUUAGUUGGACAAAACUACCCCAGUAUAGACUCAACUCACAAGGCACAAAUAAAUAUCCUUAUUCAUUACUUCGUGUUUACAUGAUCAAAUUGCAAUAUUUCUAAUACCCACUUUACCUCACUAUUCACUCCACAAACCCAUCAAUUAUAAUUCCAACAUGAAAACAACUCCGUUACUUUUCCUUCUAAUCAUAUUCACAAUCCAAAUACAGCAAUCUAAAUCACAACAACCAUAUGUAAACAACAACCAACUAAACUGUACUAAUGAAAUCAACACACAAGGAUUUCAAUGCAUUGGAAACAAAUCUUGCGAUUCUUACCUCACCUUUAGAUCACAUCCACCUUCUUAUUCAACGCCACCAAACAUCGCCUUCCUGCUCAACUCGAACGCUUCAGCCAUCGCACAGCUUAACAAUAUCUCCGAGUUAGACCCUAUACCCGCUGGUCGUCUUGUGAUUGUUCCUGUACCGUGCUCCUGCACAAAAACUCGAACCAACGAGACAUAUUUUCAGCAUAAUGCACGGUACAGAUUACAGGUCUUAGGUGAAACAUAUUUUUUAACAGCAAAUGAUACUUAUCAAGGGUUAACUACUUGCCAAGCUAUGAUGGCUCAGAACAAUUUUAGCAUGACUAAUCUGAACCCUGGUGAUCAGCUUUUGGUGCCCCUUUGGUGUGCCUGUCCAUCUAAUCAGCAGCUUAAAAAAGGGUAUAAGUAUUUAGUGUCAUAUCUUGUUACAUGGGGUGAUGAUGUUUCUAAGAUCGCUCAUAUGUUUGGGGUACAAGUACAGAGUAUUUUGGAGGCUAAUGAGCUUAGAGUUGAUGAUGUUAUCUUCCCUUUUACACCCAUUUUAGUGCCCUUAAAAUCUAUUUCUACUAUAAAACUGCCCUCAUCCCCCCAUCCUCCACCAUCCGCACCUGAUCUUCCCCCUAUUAGUCCUGAUACGACUAAUCAUAGUUCGACUUCUAAUAAAGGGGUGAUAAUUGGAAUUGGAAUUGGAGUCGGGAUUUUGGUGAUUGUUUCGGUCUCAUUCUUAGUUUGGUUCUUCCUAGUUCGGACUUCCAAGAGGAAGCAGCAGUUUUCGACCUAUAAGGCUGAAGAGAAAUUUGUCAAAGAUCCUGAAUCAUCAUCAGUUUUCACACCCUUACCAACAUCUUUUACUAGUAGUUCUCAGAAUACUAAUACUAAUACGAAUAAUACUACGACUACCAAAUCAUCGGUUGAUUUGGAUGGUUUGAAGCUUGCAAUUGAGUCAUUGACAAUAUACAAAUAUAGGGAGAUCGAGAAAGCAACCGGGAAAUUUAGUGAUGGGAAUAAGAUUACAGGGUCUAUGUAUAAAGGUAAUUUCAAUGGUGAUGAAGCUGCUAUAAAGAUCCUGAAAGGUAAUGUUCCUAGUGAUGAGAUUAACAUUUUGAAAAAUAUUAAUCACUCCAACAUAAUUCGAUUAUCCGGGUAUUGCAUCCAUGACGGAAAUACUUGCUUGGUUUUCGAGUAUGCUGAGAAAGGUUCCCUCGAUAACUGGCUAUUUCGUCCUCGGAAACAGAAACACCUACAUGAAGAUGACUCACUCUCUCAACCUGUUUUAACUUGGAAACAAAGAGUUCAAAUUGCUUGUAAUAUAGCUGAUGCACUAAAUUACCUACAUAGCUAUAUUCACCCUCCUUACAUCCACAAGAAUUUGAAAAUUAGCAAUGUAGUCCUAGACAGCAACUUUCGAGCUAAGAUCACAAAUUUCGGGUUAGCAAGAACUAUCCAAGACCAAAGCGAAAAUGGGGUAUUACAUUUAACCAAACAUGUAGUCGGUACACACGGUUACUUAGCCCCCGAGUACAUAGAAAAUGGGGCGGUAACGACAAAAUUAGAUGUGUUUGCUUUUGGGGUUUUGAUUUUGGAACUCAUAUCAGGAAAACCUGCUGUCAAACCAUCAGGAACACCCAAUGGAGGGGCAGAUGAUUUGUUGUUUAUAGCGAUCAGGAAAGUGUUCGAGGGGGAAAAUGUGAGGGAGAAAUUGAUGGAAUUCAUGGAUUCUAAUCUAGGAAGGGAAUACCCAUUGGAUUUGGCAUACACAAUGGCUCAAUUAGGUUAUAAAUGUGUGGAUCCAAAUAUGAAUGCUAGACCUUCUAUGACAGAAGUUUCAAUGACUCUGACAAAGAUUUACAGUUCAUCAUUAGAUUGGGAUCCUUCAGAUGAACUAGCGAAUUCAUCUUCACGAAGCUAUACCAGAUAAUUCAUCUAUCAGAAUCUGCACAAUUUCAAAUAUCAAAUAUUCAAUUAGUAAUAUGCCAUUCAUUCCAAAUUUGUGUAGAAAGUAAUUCAAUGUAAUUGUAGGGUGUAAAAACUACUAUUAUUGGCAAAAUUUUCAACUUUUAUUUGCUUGAAUUUCUUGAUAAUAAUACUAAAUUCUACACGGAAAAGUUUGCUUUAUUGUUUCGUUCAUUGCAAAUUAGUGAGGAAUUUCAGAGAAA